AGAGAAAGAAUCAGUGAAACUUCAACGAAUGGACUCGGCAGAGAGAAACAAGAAUGGAGAGAAGCGGGAGCCAGUUUCAAGAAAAGAAAGAGAAACAGAAGAAGAAGAAGAGGUGGAAUGCAGAAGAGAGGAAGAGCAGCAGGUGAAAACAGCCAAUGGGAAGCUGCGAGGGGAAGGUGGAGCAAAAAAGGGCCAAAAUGGAGACCUCGGGGGAUGAACCCAAGAAGACGGUCAAUGGACGGAAGGAAGGAGCUGGUAAGGAGCAGGAGACGUCAUCCUUGUCCGUAGCAGAAGGCUGGGAAAGCGGAAAGGAAGGGAAGCAGGGGGAAAAGGGAGGAAAGACAGUGGAAAGGAAGGAAGUGGAAGCAAAUGGCUUUGCAAAAGGGGGCAAGAGAAAGCAGGAGGAAGACGAGGAGGAGGAGGACUAUGAUGCUGACACAGAUGUAGAUGAGGACAAAAGAAGUAUCUGCAACCUCCCGAUACCUCAGCCCUGCCCCUCCCCUGCCUGGACGACCACUUCUCUGGCAAGACGUUCUUCAUCUACGGCAGGAUGGAUGAACACACCAAGAAGAUGGUUCGCAGAUAUAUCAUACGCUUUCAAUGGGACGCUGGAGGAGUACAUGACUGGAGAAGUGCAGUAG
Molecule: messenger RNA, 641 nt
Organism: Penaeus monodon (black tiger shrimp)
Lineage: Eukaryota; Metazoa; Arthropoda; Malacostraca; Decapoda; Penaeidae
Exons: 3
Coding region: 156-641 (161 amino acids)
Source: RefSeq, a predicted model, not a curated record